Kogia breviceps (pygmy sperm whale) is the source of this 261-nucleotide messenger RNA. It is a transcript of the gene SCGB3A1, whose product is annotated as secretoglobin family 3A member 1. The transcript is spliced from 2 exons. NCBI's taxonomy places the organism in Eukaryota, Metazoa, Chordata, Mammalia, Artiodactyla, Physeteridae. Gene Ontology annotation, biological process: positive regulation of myoblast fusion. Bases 1 to 261 code for a protein of 86 amino acids. The record is from RefSeq and is a predicted model, not a curated record.
AUGGCUGUGGCUCCUGCUGCUACUUUCUUCGUGAACUUCAUCGCCAAGCCUGUGGCCCCACCUUCGGCUGCCCUCACUCCUGCCGUGGAGGCCAGGGCUGGGGCUGCGGCCAACCCCUUUCUCAAAGGCUUCAACCCUCUGAAGUUCAUCCCGGCCAGCCUGGGAAACCCUGUGGAGCAUCUCGUGGAGGGCUCCAGGCAGUGUGUGGCUGAGCUGGGCCCUGAGGCCAUGGGGGCCCUGAAGGCUCUGCUGGUAAUGUGA